UAACCGCCGACCAAUAGGAGGCUUCCGUGUGAGCGCGGAUAAACGGAUUUGUUGUGCUGUCGGGACAGUGGUUUCCUGGUGUGUUUUAGCGACAAUAACGCCCAAUUUUAACAUCGGAAACAUCCCAAAAUCCACAGAGAAUGAGUCUGUCUCUCAGAACUGAGAUUGUGGCGGAUAAAACCAAACGUAAGAAGAGAAGAGAGCUGACUGAGGAUCAGAAACACGAAAUCAAAGAAGCUUUCGAGCUGUUUGACACGGACAAAGACAAAGAGAUUGAUUACCAUGAGCUGAAGGUGGCAAUGCGCGCGCUCGGCUUUGAAGUGAAGAAAGUGGAUGUUCUGAAGAUUCUUAAAGACUACGACAGAGAGGGAAACGGCAAAAUAACAUUUGAGGAUUUCAAUGAAGUUGUGACCGAUCGCAUCCUGCAGCGAGACCCGAAGGAGGAGAUCAUGAAGGCCUUCAAGUUAUUUGACGACGACGAGUCAGGAAAGAUCAGCCUGAGGAACCUGAGACGAGUAGCUCGAGAACUCGGGGAGAACAUCAGCGACGAGGAGCUGCGCAGCAUGAUUGAUGAGUUUGACACCGACGGAGAUGGUGAAAUAAACCAGGAGGAGUUUCUUGCCAUCAUGACUGGAGACUCCUGAUGAGGAGACUGAAGGAUUUUUAUGAAAGCUUUGUGUUUGAUUGCUCGUCCAUACUGAGAGAAAUUUAGAGACUGAUCAUCUGUGUGUGUGCAUGAAGGUGAGUGAGUGUUAACAUGGACACACAGGCUCCUCUCGAGGGUCUGAAGUGGACUGGAGCUGGACCUGUGGUUGAUACUUGAUUCAUUUCACAAAGAGACUGUCUGACAAGUUAGAAACUGUCGAUAUCACGCUGGUCUUUUAUUCACCUUGUCGUGUUGUCGACUUUUACAUGUUUCUGUUUGAAUAAAAUGUGGUGUGUCAAAGACCAAACCAGCCUUGAUGAUUAGAUGUUAGGUAGGUGAUUAAAUUCAGAAUCUGAUGUUCUGUCACAUCCAAACAGUUUUGUCAUCCUCUCCUGCACAGAGUCUGUGAUUCAGUCUGUGUGUUCUUCAGGAGAAAAACUUGAUUCUCUCACACAUUUCAUACUGUUUCUGUCCAGUUUUGACUGGAGUCCACUUUACAUACUAUGAAUGUUUUAAUGUGCUAUUUAUUUUAUACAAAAUAAAUCAGUUUGCCAGCAA
Messenger RNA from Lates calcarifer (barramundi perch), 1204 nucleotides. RefSeq names its product centrin 3 (gene cetn3). Gene Ontology annotation, cellular component: microtubule organizing center. Lineage: Eukaryota; Metazoa; Chordata; Actinopteri; Centropomidae. The record is from RefSeq and is a predicted model, not a curated record. The transcript is spliced from 5 exons. Gene Ontology annotation, molecular function: calcium ion binding; microtubule binding. Gene Ontology annotation, biological process: spindle pole body duplication. The coding region runs from base 141 to 644 and encodes 167 amino acids.